Molecule: messenger RNA, 947 nt
Organism: Alnus glutinosa
Lineage: Eukaryota; Viridiplantae; Streptophyta; Magnoliopsida; Fagales; Betulaceae
Product: transmembrane emp24 domain-containing protein p24delta3-like
Exons: 4
Coding region: 165-806 (213 amino acids)
Biological process (GO): Golgi organization; endoplasmic reticulum to Golgi vesicle-mediated transport; intracellular protein transport
Cellular component (GO): COPII-coated ER to Golgi transport vesicle; endoplasmic reticulum-Golgi intermediate compartment; endoplasmic reticulum
Source: RefSeq, a predicted model, not a curated record
UCUUCUCCGAUUUCAAAACCUUCUUCCUUUCUAUCGAUUUCCUAAAUCAAACCAAAAUCAAAAGAAAAUAAAAUAAAAUAAAAUAAAUAAAUAACAAAGAGAGACUUAUUUAGAGAUAGAGAGAGGCAGUUGAAAGAGAAAGAGACAGAGGGAGGAGUGCUAAGAUGCGCCGGGAGGUGGUGUUUUCGUUGUUUGUUCUGUGCUUCCUCGGAAGCGACGUCGUACAGAAGGGGCAGGCCAUAUGGCUGACCGUGCCGCCCUCGAAGAACAAGUGCGUGUCCGAGGAAAUCCAGAACAACGUCGUCGUUUUGGCCGAUUACAUUGUCGUCUCCGACGAUCCCUCCCACGCCAUCCCCACCAUCUCCGCCAAGGUGACAUCACCAUAUGGAAAUACUCUUCAUCACGUUGAGAAUGCAACACAUGGACAAUUUGCUUUCACAGCUCAAGAGGCUGGCAACUACCUGGCAUGUUUCUGGGUGGAUGGGUCUAACCCAGGAGGUGGAGACGUAAGUGUAAACCUUGACUGGAGAACUGGAAUUGCGGCAAAAGAUUGGGAAUCAGUUGCAAGAAAAGAGAAGAUUGAGGGUGUUGAGCUCGAGCUGAGGAAACUUGAGGGAGCAGUGGAGGCAAUUCAUGAGAAUCUGCUCUAUCUCAAGAGCAGAGAAGCGGAGAUGAGGACAGUGAGUGAAACGACAAAUGGGCGGGUGGCCUGGUUGAGUAUCAUGUCCCUGGGUGUCUGCAUUGUCGUUUCGACUAUGCAGUUAUGGCACUUGAAGCGUUUCUUUCAGAAGAAGAAGCUUAUCUAGAUUUUGCUAAUUUACUUUAUGUUUCUGGAUGGAAGAAGAGAUUCUAUAAUUUCUUUUUUACUAAAAACAUUUUUUUUAUUAUAUGUUGUAGGAAAUUUUUGAUACAAAUUUACAAAAUGUCUGCGAGAGAAGUUUUGUUUU